This is a messenger RNA of Danio aesculapii, 1320 nucleotides long. RefSeq names its product FEZ family zinc finger 2 (gene fezf2). The record is from RefSeq and is a predicted model, not a curated record. The coding region runs from base 1 to 1320 and encodes 439 amino acids. Lineage: Eukaryota; Metazoa; Chordata; Actinopteri; Cypriniformes; Danionidae. The transcript has 4 exons. Gene Ontology annotation, cellular component: nucleus.
AUGCUCACACCAAGUUGGGUAGAAAUGGCGAGCUCUCUUCCUCUGGAAACAGCGAUGUCCUGCCCGAGACUAGACGACAGGAGCGGGGCCACGGCUGCACCCAAGUCCCUGGCCUUUUCUAUCGACAGAAUCAUGUCCAAGACGUCGGAACCGAAAGCCGCAGCUGCGGAGGAGCGAUCCGAAGGGAAGAAGACGGUCGGCUUGUGUACACCAAUUCCCUGCAUGAUCCCGAUCCAACCGUUCAGCUACGACUUGCAGGCCAAGGCUUUAAUGAACUAUUCAGAGUUCUGGAAAGUUAAUUUCAGGGGAGCACUAUGCACUUCAGCGGCCAUGUGUAAAGCCAACUGCGGCGUUUGCAGCAAAGCGGACGCGGGGAUCAAGCACUCGGUGCUGCCGGGGAGCAGGGUCAUAAAACCGCAGGUGAUACACCAGGCGCUGGCUAUGCCCGCCAACGGAUCCUUGUGUUAUUUCAAUUACCUGGACUCUGCUUAUCAUCAGUCCGAGCUGCUGAGUGGACAUUUAUUUUCUUCGGCAAUCGCGAACUCUCAAGCACAAGCCAUAAGCGCGCAUCAGAAGCUCCUCUUGUUGGAGAACGCCAAACUUGCUUGCGUUUCUCCCGAGAAAUUCCCCACACCUCAGUACCCACAUAAAGAGCAUCUGCCCGGGCAACUGGACCAAAUCGUGCGGGAAAACCACAAUCUGACGGAGAAGAAUGGAGUGAAAGCGCACAGCAAAUCGAAUAACUGCUCUGCUGACGGGAAACCCAAGAACUUUACGUGUGAAGUUUGUGGAAAGGUCUUCAACGCGCACUAUAACCUCACUCGCCACAUGCCGGUACACACAGGCGCGCGGCCGUUCGUGUGUAAAGUAUGCGGGAAAGGUUUCCGACAAGCCAGCACGUUGUGUAGACAUAAAAUUAUUCACACACAGGAGAAACCUCACAAGUGUAACCAGUGUGGAAAAGCUUUCAACAGAAGCUCUACGUUGAACACACACAUUCGAAUUCAUGCGGGAUACAAACCAUUCGUCUGCGAAUUUUGUGGAAAGGGUUUUCAUCAAAAAGGGAAUUACAAGAACCACAAACUAACCCACAGCGGCGAGAAACAGUACAAGUGUUCAAUCUGUAGCAAAGCCUUCCAUCAGAUCUAUAACCUCACGUUUCACAUGCAUACGCACAACGACAAGAAGCCCUUUACCUGUGGGACCUGCGGGAAAGGCUUCUGCAGGAACUUUGACUUGAAAAAGCACAUACGGAAAUUGCACGAUAACGCUAAUUGUUUAUCCGGCGGAAACGAUUCUUCCAGAGGACACCAAAACUGA